UGCUUCCUCUUGGCCCAUCUCACUUCCUUAAACACCACUGAAGAGCAUUGCUUAUCUCGAUGGAACUUGGGUAGCCCUGCAGGGGCAGGGGAACUAAGAGCAGCUGCACUUUCGCAUUCUGCCACAGAGAACUGUCCUCCCCAGACUUCUGCAAGCUUGGAGAUGUGUGGCCUGUGUCAGCCUGUGGUGGAAUCUCUCUAAGGAGACUAGGUGACACCAGAGAAGAGAGAGAAUGGGUGAGUUGUGAGUUCUGGAUGGUGGCUGCUACACCUGGACCUCUGGAAGGAUGUGUGGCAAGAGCUAGGUGGACUGGCCCACACGGAUCUUGUUGGAACACUACUCACCUGGGAGGCUCCUCUUGGAAAACAAGAUGCCUGUCAACAGCACUGCUGUGCUCUUGGCCAGCGUUACCUAUAUCACUGUGGAGAUUCUCAUCGGGCUCUGCGCCAUAGUGGGCAAUGUGCUGGUCAUCUGGGUGGUCAAACUGAACCCUAGCCUGCAGACCACCACCUUCUAUUUCAUUGUCUCCCUAGCCCUGGCUGACAUUGCUGUUGGCGUGCUGGUUAUGCCUUUGGCCAUUGUCAUCAGCCUGGGCGUCACGAUCCACUUUUAUAGCUGCCUUCUCAUGACCUGCUUGCUGAUGAUCUUCACCCACGCAUCCAUCAUGUCCUUGCUAGCCAUUGCUGUGGACCGAUACCUGCGGGUCAAGCUCACAGUCAGAUCCAGGAUUCCUAAGGCCCCUGGGUCCAUCUGGUCAUCCCAGUUGAAGAUUCACUUCUUUCCAGUCAUGAGGCUCUUCAUUCUGCUCUCUUUGACUGUCUUUUCAGAUGCCAUGGUCAUGGACGAGAAGGUCAAGGAAAGCUUUGUGCUGGACACAGCUUCCGCCAUCUGCAACUACAGCACCCACUAUAAGCACCACCCCAAGUACUGGUGCCGAGGCUAUUUCCGGGACUACUGCAACAUCAUUGCCUUCACACCCAACAGCACCGACCGCGUGGCCCUGAGGGACACAGGAAACCAGCUCAUUGUCACUGUGUCUUGCCUGACCAAGGAGGAUACUGGCUGGUACUGGUGUGGUGUCCAGCGUGACUUUGCCAGAGAUGACAUGGACUUUACAGAGCUGGUUGUGACCGAUGACAGAAGAGCCAUCACCAACAGUUUCUGGUCCGGGCAAGACCUUUCGGGCAACAAGAACAGAAGCUGCAGGGCUUCCAAGGUUGUCCACAAGGCAGAUCACUCCAGGAUGUCCAUUCUCAUCAUUUGCAUACUGAUCACGGGCUUAGGGCUCAUCUCCAUAUUCAGUCGUUUGUCCAGAAGGAGGAGAAACCAAAGAAACAGAAGGGGUAAAGGCCUAACGAGAAGCCAGAAAACCAGCCAAACUUCUGUGAGCCCCACACCGCUGAAGCCACAGAAAUACCUUGGGCAAUGGAGAGACUGUGGGCAUAACUCUAAAACAGACUCCAACCUCCUCUGGGUAUGGAAAUGUAGAAAACAACAUUUUAGAGAAUGAGAGAACAAACGAACCAGAAACAUCUGCUAAUGAAACACAAGAGUCUACAGCCAGGCCAAUCUGAAACCCAAAGUUUGGUGGCAAUUUGGCUCUGGGGCCAGAGCAGAAGCCCUAAGAACUCAAAGCAGUGGCUCCCAUGGCAUUCCUGGAUUUUGCCGUCUAAGAGCUGUGGAGGUGUGGGGUGCAGACAAAGAAACAUCUUGCUUGGUUUUCCCAAGACCACACCCUUUGGGGGGGCUUCCCAGGGGUCUCAGACAGUAAAGAAUCCACCUGCAAGGCAGAAGACCUGGGUUUUAAUCCCUGGAUUGGGAAGAUCCCCUGGAGAAGGAAAUGGCUACCCACUCCAGUAUUCUUCCUGGAGAAUCCCAUGGGCGGAGGAGCCUGGGGCUACAGUACAGUUCAGUUCAGUUGCUCUGCUGAGUCUGACUCUCUGCGACCCCAUGGACUACAGCACACCAGGCCUCCCUGUCCAUCACCAACUCCCAGAAUUUACUCAAACUCAUGUCCACUGAGUCAGUGGUGCCAUCCAACCAUCUCAUCCUCUGUCGUCCCCUUCUCCUCCCACCUUCAAUCUUUCCCAGCAUCAGGAUCUUUUCCAAUGAGUCAGUUCUUCGCAUCAGGUGGCCAAAGUAUUGGAGUUGGGCUACAGUCCAUGGGGUGGAAAAGAGCUGGAUAUAACCGAGUGACUAAGCACACAACACUCCCUGUGGGACACAAUUGGAGCCUAGGUUUUUGCCAAAACCAUCUUCACUUCUUUAAGGCAUGACCUAGGGCAACUUAUUGCCUGUUUACUUCCGUAUAAGCUGAGGACCCCAUACUCCCCAGGAUUUUUUAUUCAUUCACUCAUUCAUUCAUUCAACAAACAAUGACCAUACCAGAUUCUGGAAUACACAGCUGAGUCAAAGAAAUAGCAUGUGUCUUCAUGGAGCUUAUAAUGUAGAAUGGGAGGUAGGCAAACCAUCUCAGACACAUGCUCACACACACACACAUGUGAAAUUGUCAACUAUAAGUACUCUAAAGGAGAGAUGCAUGGUGCUGUGAAAGUUGAGGCAACGGAACCCAACCCUAAAUCUUAUCCAGCAGGGCAUUGUACAGUCUGGUUUAGCCGCAGCCAGCUUCCCACACUCAGGCAAUGGGAACAUGCAGCCUGAAUCAGGGUCCCUUCUGGGCUCUGAAGGAGGUCAGCUGCAUUCGUGUCACCAGAGCUUGGUGAGAGUUGAACGCAGGCCCCAUGCACCAAGCUUUGCUGCUAAUUGGCUGAUAACCUUUAAAUCAUGACAUCUGAUUUUCUCUCUGAAAACAAACUUUGGUGUUGGGCCCCUGUGAAGCCCUUAUGACAGAGUUUGCCAUUUUUGCUGCAGAAACACCCAGCAGAGGUAGGCAAUAAAUCUCAAUUCAAUUCUCCUUUUCUAUUUCUAACAAAGUAGACAACUCUUUGAAGUCCCUUCCACGUGUCCUGACUCCAAAGGCAAUGGCUCAUACUGAACAGAUGGGGCUGAAGAUUUCUUUUAUUAAGCUCAUAAAUAAAAUGAUGCUACAAUAGAAUCACCAUGACAGCUGGCCCACGACUUGGGGACGGAUUCUGAUCUCAGGUGUUCUGAAGGCCCCUCAACCUCGCCAACGACCAUUUGCAGAUAGGGAAGAACAGAGGCAGUCAGAGGGUUGCUUGGCCACUCCUGAGCAAGGCCACAGUCAGAUAACAUCUCAAGAUCUUAGUUCUCACGCAAUCAGCUAGUCAAAAGUGAAGAAGAGGGCCAAAUCUCGAUCAGGGGGCCAGGAGAUCACUUCUGCUGUAUUCCUUAGCCAAUAAAUUUCUGACCCAGUGUUGAAUGAACUUCAAGGUAUAACUAACUUCUCUCAGGAUAUCACUGGGAAAGUAUUUCUAGAAAAGUUUGUUUUAAAGUAUAAUAUUCCAGUUUACUUCUGAAUUAGUAUUCCAUGCUGUUCUACCCAAAGAAGCGGGGAGAGGCUACAUCAGAGGUUCUCAGAAUCUCUUGGCUCAAAAACUGGGAAACUGCCACCAGUUUGGGAAACUAUGGGAAACUGCCACCAGGCUGAAUGGACACUGCCUCUCAUCAGUAAGAAACCAAAGUGUGAUAAGUUAAGAGAAAUAUUGAUUCACAUCAGGAAACAAAUCGAGAUGAGGGCAUCAGUAGUUGUGGGUGCAAGCGAGGUGAUACUGUCACGAAUGCCAGGAUUCCCUACACUCUUAGCUUCCACCUGCACGUCUGCACCUCUCUCCCCCUAAAGUGUGUCUCCUGCAUUUCAGACCCUGGAAUCUCCCACACUGCUUCUGCUGCCCUCAUAAAAACCCUGCUCUUCCAGUCCCUCCUGAGAGGGUUUUGGCCAGUCUCCAUGCUCAGGAGACUCAGUGGCGUGAGUCUGGGCAGGCCUGGGAUAGGGGGGUUCUAUACACAUCUGCACGUUUAGGUCCAGGCUCUCACAGAGUCUUUUAGGAACACAGUUCCUUCAGCCCUAAGCUCUCUCUGCAUAGCUAGGGAACCCAAAGCUACUCAACAAUCAGGCUGAUGGGAAGAGCAGGGAGGGGGACCCCACUCCUACCAUCCUCUGUAUGCCCACUCAGCCAGACCCCUUGUUUCCCCAGUCCCAGAUCAAACAUCAAAAGUGCUGUGUUUUCCCUCAGCCACUAAACAAUCCUAAUCCUUCUCCUGUGGCCAUGAGUUGAAUUUGUACAAAGAAGCCACUAGCCCACCUGUUUUGCAAACAGCAAUCCCUCCUUGGCUGGGUGGUUUAGGACAUUCUGCUACACAAGGCAAGAGAGCAGACAUCAAUUUUCCACGACAGAUGAAGACAUCCACAGACAUCUUGGAAGAUGCACACUUACUU
Dama dama (fallow deer) is the source of this 4357-nucleotide messenger RNA. RefSeq names its product adenosine A3 receptor (gene ADORA3). The transcript has 7 exons. Gene Ontology annotation, biological process: G protein-coupled adenosine receptor signaling pathway. The coding region runs from base 371 to 1510 and encodes 379 amino acids. The record is from RefSeq and is a predicted model, not a curated record. Gene Ontology annotation, cellular component: dendrite; plasma membrane; synapse. Lineage: Eukaryota; Metazoa; Chordata; Mammalia; Artiodactyla; Cervidae. Gene Ontology annotation, molecular function: G protein-coupled adenosine receptor activity.